AUGGCGUCCGCGGAGGAGGCUUUGCCACGUCGUGUGACCCGGGAGCCAAACGAAGCCUUGCUGAACCUUACGGCGAGAACAGGAUACACCAUACGGCGAGAAAAACGGGAAAGAAAGUACGGCGGUCCACCUCCCGACUGGGAAAGCCGGGCUCCUUUAAAGGAUUGUGGAAUUUUCGUCGGAGGUAUUCCAAAAGACUGUUACGAAGACGAGCUCGUUCCAGUAUUUGAGAAGAUAGAAAAGAUUUACGAACUGAAACUCGUAACGAACCGCCGCUUUGGACCCCAUAGAGGAUAUGGAUUCGUUACAUACACUAACAAAGAACACGCGAAUCAAGCGGUAAAGGAGCUUCACAACUACGAAAUUCGUAAAGGCCAGCUCUUGUGUGUUCGCAACUCUUCUAAGGUGGUUUUGCACGUGGGGAACCUUAUGUCGACAACUACAGAAGACAAAAUUAGAAAGCUGUGCAGUCAAGUUGUGGGAAGAGACAACGCUGUGGGAAGAGUAAAGAAGAUAAGAGAUUAUGCAUUCAUUCGUUUUAGCGACAAAGAUGCUGCUAUCAAGGCCAUGGCUAAACUUAAUGGAAUGAAUGUUGAAGGUGCUUACAUUGAGGUUGCAUGGGCAAAAGGAAGAGAGCAGAACCGACACUUGGGUGAGGUUGAUAGAGCAUACAACAGAGGCUCGGAAGCGUUGAAAUCUUGGAAGCAGAAAGAAGUAUCAUCUGUCAGGUGUGUAGAAAUAUUGAAGGCCUUGGACUGCCACUUGGGUGAGGUUGAUAGAGCAUACAACAGAGGCCAGGAAGCGUUGGAAUCUUGGAAGCAGAAAGAAGUAUCAUCUGUCAGGGCUAAUCAGGACUGCCACUUGGGUGAGGUUGAUAGAGCAUACAACAGAGGCCCGGAAGCGUUGGAAUCUUGGAAGCAGAAAGAAGUAUCACCUAUCAGGGCUAAUCAGGACUGCCACUUGGGUGAGGUUGAUAGAGCAUACAACAGAGGUCAGGAAGCGUUGGAAUCUUGGAAGCAGAAAGAAGUAUCAUGUGUCAAGGCUAAUCAGGACUACCACUUGGGUGAGGUUGAUAGAGCAUACAACAGAGGCCAGGAAGCGUUGGAAUCUUGGAAGCAGAAAGAAGUAUCAUAUGUCAGGGCUAAUCAGGACUGCCACUUGGGUGAGGUUGAUAGAGCAUACAACAGAGGCCCGGAAGCGUUGGAAUCUUGGAAGCAGAAAGAAGUAUCACCUGUCAGGGGCUAUGGCUAUGAUCCUAGUUACUCGCCUCCAUUGUAUUACAACCCGAUGUCUCCACCACCCGCAAGCAGGGCGUUGGCAGGGCGAGGUCCCAUGGGCAUCAGAAGCCCUGUGCGAGGCCGAGGGAUGAUGCUGAGGGGGUGUGGCUUUAGGAAACAUCCAGCGGAGGUGCUCGAUGACCUUUGUCAGAAGAAUGGAUGGGGAAGUCCUGUAUACCAGCUUCAUUCUCUCAUGGGAAGGGGUGGAAGUGGUGCCCAACAGCUCUUAGAGCUCUUUUUGUACAAGAUCACCAUACCAGCUCUCGGUACUCAGUUUCCAAAUCGUAAUCCAUUUACCCCAAAUAAACUGUGUCCUACUGUUGAGGGGGCAAAGGUUUUUGCAGCAGAGUACACUUUGAUGCAGUUAGGUGUGCCUCUUGAAGCCCUAGAGUUCAUUAGCCCACCAUGUCCUUACACCCAGCCGAGCUAUGCCAACCACCCCGACCCACCUGUGGAACGCUUCCAACAGAUCCUGUGAAAAGCCAUGGAUGACCUGGUUUUUUUCUGUUUUUUUUCUCUCAUUUCUGAUAACCAAUAUGACCCUGGGCUAGAAAGGGGCGUGACCUUGGACGAGAUGCCCGUAUCAGAGUGGACUUGUUAAAUGACUUCUUCCUUCUUCGAAUCUUCUUGUUCCCGGAGUUGUAACGGGUCACAUGUGAUGUAAAAUAUCAGAUGAAAACUGAUGAAUAUCAGAUGAAUAUAAAACACGUAUUCUAUUAAUCCCACAUAAAAUUAGCAUUAGACUAACAGUAUAUUAUGUUGAAUAUGGCAGAAUAUUAUAUUGUAAUAACACAAUACAUUCCAGCAUCAUUCAGAUCACAGAUUUUCUGUUAAAAAUAACAGAUUAAUUUUUCGAAUGUAUACCUUCUGCUAUUGUAGGAACUUAACUUUAUACAGAGGCUAGGUCUCUUCGAUGGUCAUUUGGCAAUCUCUACUAAUAGAGCCAGACAUUUUGACACCUGCUUUGACCGGUCUUUUCAAAGUCAAAUUAGCUGUUCAGCACACCCAUUUAUCAUUUAUUUUCAAUAUCAUUUUUAUCAUUUACACGUAUGGGCUUUGUUAGGUUCCCCAUAGCAAGUACUGCAAGUUUAUGUUUCGGUAUAUCCUUUUGUAUUUCAGAUUUUUGAUAGAAAAGAAUAAAACAUUGAAAAAAGAAUUUUUUUA
Messenger RNA from Liolophura sinensis, 2441 nucleotides. RefSeq names its product APOBEC1 complementation factor-like. The record is from RefSeq and is a predicted model, not a curated record. Gene Ontology annotation, molecular function: RNA binding. Lineage: Eukaryota; Metazoa; Mollusca; Polyplacophora; Chitonida; Chitonidae. Bases 1 to 1755 code for a protein of 584 amino acids. The transcript is spliced from 14 exons.